Molecule: messenger RNA, 4599 nt
Organism: Thrips palmi
Lineage: Eukaryota; Metazoa; Arthropoda; Insecta; Thysanoptera; Thripidae
Product: ras-related and estrogen-regulated growth inhibitor-like protein
Exons: 10
Coding region: 2917-3990 (357 amino acids)
Molecular function (GO): GTP binding; GTPase activity
Source: RefSeq, a predicted model, not a curated record
CGGGUCGCGCCUGUCGCGCCUGUCGCGCCUGUGGCGCCUGUCGCGCCUGUCGCGCUGCUCUUGGGUGUCUCUGACCUGCAUCCUGAGCAUCGUCCUCUUCCUGCAAGUUCUCGUCGCCGUCGCCGCCUCCGCCGAGUGGCUCCGACAGCGCUCGUUGAUGCUCGAUUACUGUUGCGCGCGACUCAAUCGCGAGCACAAGUUCGGUCCAAACGGCUGCUGCUGAUGACUCCGCUGUCGCCGCAGUCGCUGGGUUGGGCGGAGAGUAGCCAGGCGUGGCGGAGCGAGGCGGAGGGUGGCGGAGUGGCGCUGCCUGGGGCGUGCGUCGCGGCGUGGGCCGCGGGGCGCAGGCCUCAGUGGGGGAAUCCCGGCCGUACCGGAGACGGUCAUCAGGGACCCCGGCCAGGUCGGCGUCCAGCUUCCGAACGUGGUGUCGCACUCGAGGGCGCAACCCAGAGCGCGAGGACCAGACCCAUCCAUCCAUCCAGACAUCCAGCCAGCCAGCUAACCAGCCAACCAGCCAAGCAACCAGCCAGGCGCCCAGCCAGCCAGCCAGGCAUCCAUCGAGUCAACCCGGCAGCCAGCCAGGCAUCCGCCCAGCCCGCCCCGCAUCCAUCCAUCUAUUCAUCAAUCAAUCCAGGCAGCCAGCCAGGCACUCAUUCAGCCAGCGACCCAGCCAUCAAGCUAUCCAACCAGGCAUCCAUCUAUCCAGCCAGCCAGGCAUCCAGCCAGGCGUCCAACCACCUUUCUAUCCAGAUCCAUCCAUCCAACCAGCCAGCCAUCCAUCAGCCCACCCGGCCAGCAGACAGUGGCAAGAGCAUGCGUCGGCCGGAGAGGCAGACCCUGGUGUAGGCGACACCAGGACACUCCAGGCGCCCCCAGACAUCCCUCCACAGGCCACUCUCUCUAGACUUUUCGAUGCCACCAUCACUAUGCUUUUCUCUGCCACUCUCUGGGUCUGCACAGGCCACUCUCUAGGCUUCUCUAUACCAUUCUGUAUAUGCCUCUUCUUCUCUAUGCCGUCCUCCAGGUCUCCCCAGGACACUCUAUAGGCGUCUCUGUGCUCUCUCCAUACUUUCCUAUGCCACUCUCUGGAUCUGGACAGGCCACUCUCUAGGCUUCUCUAUACCAAUCUGUCUAUGCAUCUCUAUGCCACUCUCCACUUCUCUCCAGCACUCUAUAGCGAGGGGGUAACGAUUAGUAAAUUUCGUGUCAGCCGGAUUUCGGGUUACCUGAACCACCCGCGGAUUACCUCCAGAUUAGAUUCAAUUUUUUCCUGGAUUAGCUUGAACCCACGCAGGAUUGCUCCGGAUUUCAUCAAAACUUUCCGGAUUACCUCAAAAUUUCUGGCCAUUCGGAUAACGGAUUACCAAUUUGUUGUAAGCCGGAUUGCAGAGGUCGUCACCCCCUCGCUCUCUAGGCUUCUCUAUGCUUUCCUUUGCCACUCUCAAGGUCUCUCCAGAACACUUUGUAGGCUUCUCUACGCUACUCUCCGUGUGCUUUUUAAUGCCACUCUUCGGAUCUCUGCAGGUCACUCUCUAGGCUUCCUAUACCAUUCUCUCUAUGCUUUUCUAUGCCACUCUCUCUAUGCUUUUCUAUGCCACUCACCCGGUCUCUCCAGGCCACUCUCUAGGCUUCUCUACGCCACUAUCUAUACGCUUCCCUAUGCCACACUCUAGGUCUCUCCAGGCCAGUCUCUAGGCUUCUCCAUUCUUCUCUCCUGGCCUCUAUUAAGCACUCUCCUGGUUUCUUCAGGCCUCCAAAACCACUCUCUAGGCCUUUCUUCUCGCCUCUCCAGCCUUCUCCAGGCUGCCCUUAGCUUCUCUAGCCUUUUCCAUGCUGCCCUAGGCUUCCCCUGCCUUCUCCAGGCUUUUUCACGCCUUUUUCGAGGCUAUUCUCCAGGCCACUCUCCAAACCACUCUCAAGGCCUCUAUCUAGGCCUCCCCAAACUUCUUUGGGCCACUACCCAGGCAUCUCCAGCCUUCCCCAGGCUACUAUCUAGGCCUCCCCAGGCUACUUCAGGCUACUAUCCAGGCCUCUCCAGCCUGCAACAGGCUACUAUCAAGGCCUCUCCAGCCUUCCCCAGGCUACUAUCCAGGCCUCUCUAGGCUACUAUCCAGGCCUCUCCAGCCUUCCCCAGGCUACUAUCUAGGCCUCUCCAGCCUUUUCCAGGCUACUAUUUAGUCCCCUCCAGCCUUUUCCAGGCUACUUUCUAGUCCCCUCCAGCCUUUUCCAGGCUACUAUCUAGUCCCCUCCAGCCUUUUCCAUGCUACUAUUUAUUAUUUACUAUCUAGUCCCCUCCAGCCAUUUCCAGGCUGCCAUAUCUAGUCCUCCCCAACCUUUUCCAGGCCAGUAUCCAGGCCUCCUCAGCCUACUACAGGCUUCUUCAGGCCACUAUUCAGGCCCUCCCAGCCUUGUCAAGGCUACUAUCUAGGCCUCUCCAGCCAACUCUCCAGGCUGUCAUCUAGGCCUGUCAAGCCGACUAUCUAGUCCUCUCCAGCUGACUAUCUUGAGCAUCUCCAGCCAAAUAUCUAGGCCUCUUCAGCCGACUAUCUAGGCUGUCAAGCUGACUAUCUAGGCCUCUCCACUCCGGCCGACUGUCUAGGCCUUUCUAGCCGACUAUCUAGGCUGUCCAGCCGACUAUCUAGGCAUCUCCACUCCGGCCGACUGGCCUUUCUAGCCGACUAUCUAGGCUGUCCAGCCGACUAUCUAGGCCUCUCCGGUCGACUAUCUAGGCCUCUCCGGCCGACUAUCUAGGCCUCUCCAGCCGACUAUCUAGGCCCCCCCAGCCCUGUCCGCGCCUCUCCAGGCCACCCUCCACGUCUCUCCAGGCCGCUCCAGACUGCGGUUCUACUCGUCGCCCUGUCGUCACCGUCGCAGUCCGCCUGGUUCCAGCCGGGCGUCAGCCUAGCUCGCGCCAUGUCGCUGUCCUCCACAUCGCCCAUCUCCUCCCUGUGCAAGAUUGGCCUCUGCUCGCGGCAGAAGCCCAUGAAAGUCAUGGUCCUGGGGCAGGGAGGCGUCGGCAAGUCAGCGCUCGUGGUGCGCUUCAUCACGAGGAGGUUCAUCGGCGAGUACGACCCGAACCUGGAGAAGGUCUACAGCUUCCACACCAUCAUGGACAACGAGAUGGUCUUCUUCGAGAUCCUCGACACUGCGGCGCAGCCCCACGAGAGCGAGUGCCUGACGCUGGAGGCCAACAUCCGCUGGGCCGAGGCCUUCAUCCUCAUGUACUCCGUGACGGACAAGUGCUCCUUCGACGAGUGCAACCGCCUCAAGUUCCUCAUCAACUACAACAAGCGCAAGCGGCGCCUUGGUUCCAACAGUUCCAAGGACGCGGUCGCCGACGUCCCCGUCAUGCUGGUGGGCAACAAGACCGACCAGUGGGGCGACCGCAUGGUGUCCGUGGAGGACGGUCAGCGACGCAGCAAGGAGAUCGGUUGUGUCUGCUUCCACGAAAUCUCGGUCCGGGAGGAUUUCGACCAGGUGUGGGCAGUGUUCCGCGACGUGUGCCAUUUCUGGAAGGUGCACAACAAGUGCCCCAAGCUGAAGCGCUCUUCCAGCGACUCCCGAUACGAGUCCUUGGCGUCCAUGGCGAGCCCGGAGUCGUCCAGCGUGCGUUCCUUCGGUGGCUCCAUCAACGGGAGUACGACGGGCCUGCUCUCCAGCAGGACCAGCAUUACCAACCCCUUCAGCAGUCUCGGACGUCGAUGGACAGAAGUGGAACUAGACGAAGAGGACGAGUUGGAAGAAGGCAUCACAGAUAGAAAGAGCAGUGCAGGUGAAACUCCUGCUGAAACCACUUUGCCACCUUUCCGAGCUAGAGCUUCGACUGAUGGUCAUUUGCUAUCAAGACCAAGGCGGUGGCGUUAUCCGCCCCCAUCUCUCUCAAGCCAGACAUCAAAUCAUGGAGGAAGCAGCAGCAGCAGUAGCGGAGGUAGUUGCGCCGAUCGAAGAAUGAGUAUUUCCAUGAGGGGCAACAACGCAAGCUACUGAGAAAUCUAACAAGACUGAUGUCACAAAGGCUUGCUAAAAUCUAAAUUAACAGGCCUGGGACCAAAUCCUGACGGCCUAUGAGAUGGAAAAACAACACUCCGAGUUCAGAAAAAAUUUCCUUGAAUCAUUUUUGAAAAUUAAUAAUCAAUGCCCCCUACAUUAAUUUAAACUACCUUUCUUUAAAAUUAAGAUAUGAAAUCUCUAUGUAAACAUAAAAAGAAGCUUAAUUUUAGAAUUAGUUCUAGAACUAGAACCAACACGUUUGGUGUCAAUGUAGCAGUUUAGGAAGUUGCUUGUUAAACACACCCUCACAGAUACCACAUUCCUUAUGUAGGCAGGCAUAGUGAUAGUGAAAAUGAAAAGUGAAGUAAAGAUAAGUGACAAAGCAAAUCAUGGAUGUGAAUGGAAGAAAAAGUGAGCAUUUUCAUGAGAGGAACAUGCAGCAUUUCUUUUAGAAUCACUAUGUUAGACUAUCUUGAAAAAAAAUUUUAAAAAAAUUAAGCAUUUACACUUAAGAUGUUAGAGUUCACACUACUUAUUCCAAAUCUUAGAAACAGUAGUGCCUACUUCUAGUGACAAAAAAUACAAAAAAAAAAUAAACGUUUUGUU